AUGGAGAGCCGUCGCACCACAACCGCUAAUGGGCAAUCUUCCCCGAGAGCGAGUAACUCCCGCACGCCGGUCCUGCGCACCGGCGUCGAUUACGCCGGCCCAAUCUUCAUCCGGACCAAUGUUCCGAUUAGGGAUUCCAUGUGCGCGCAUGUGCGGCUCUGCACUUGCGCGACCGUGAAAGUACAAUCAAGGAACGCAAAGGGCCACAAGGCAAGCAAAGGCUUCAUUUCGGUCUUCGUCUGCCUCAGCACAAAGGCAGUCCACCUGGAGGCAGUCACCGAUUACACAGCCGAGGCGUUCCUGGCCACAUUCCGUCGCUUCGUCUCCCGGCGAGGCCUUUGCAACGAAGUUUUCUCCGACUGCGGCACGAACUUCGUCGGGGCGGACCGAGAACUGCGGGAAAUGUUCCGCGUUUCUUCCUCCGACGGCCAUCGCACGGCUCACGCAGCAGCCUCCGACGGCGUGAGAUGGAGAUUUAAUCCCCCCGCAGCACCACACUUCGGCGGACUUUGGGAGGCAGCCGUCAAGUCGACGAAGCACCAUCUCCGAAGGGUCAUCGGCGAAGCCACCCUCACCUACGAGGAGAUGGCCACUCUUCUCACACAAGUGGAGGCGUGCCUCAACUCGCGCCCGUUGCAGCCGCUGACGGACGAUCCCGACGACUUGACGGCACUAACACCAGGGCACUUUUUGAUCGGAGCCCCCUUCCUGGCCGUCCCAGAGCCGUCACUCACCGCCGAGAAGGACACCACGCUGUCUCGAUGGCAGCUUCUCCAGAAGAUGCGCGACCAUUUCUGGGAACGGUGA
Camponotus floridanus (Florida carpenter ant) is the source of this 807-nucleotide messenger RNA. RefSeq lists its product as uncharacterized. Gene Ontology annotation, biological process: DNA integration. The record is from RefSeq and is a predicted model, not a curated record. The coding region runs from base 1 to 807 and encodes 268 amino acids. The transcript has 2 exons. NCBI's taxonomy places the organism in Eukaryota, Metazoa, Arthropoda, Insecta, Hymenoptera, Formicidae. Gene Ontology annotation, molecular function: nucleic acid binding.